GUGUCAAGCAAACAACAUCCUAGAGCUAUGUGGGUGUAGAAUGACCGGAGUACCUUUGCCAUCUAACUUACCUGUAUGUACAUUUCAACACGAAUUCUGUAAGGAACAGAGUGAAGCAUGGCAGAACCCUUUUGAAUGUUCUUGCGGAAUUCCUUGCGAAGAGAUCGAGUACAUCGCUCAGGUGUCUUACUCUGAAUUUCCGGAUGACGGCGCAGCCAAGAUCUUAAAACACAACCAUGCUUAUAACAAAAGUAUGGAAUACCAAAGGGGAAGCUUGGUAUUCCUUCAAGUUGGCUUUCAUCAUUACGGAUACACUUUUGUGACGGAAACACCAAGUUAUAGAAUGGGGAGUUUGUUAGGUAACAACUGAGCUGACCUUUUGCCGCCUCAAAACUGUUUCGCUUUUGGCAAAACUGAAACAAAAUACUUUGAAAGGGAGGGGAACGACAGAAAAGUUCAGAAGGACUGGGUUCUAGUGAUCUUAAGGUAGCCCGUUAAAGACCUGGUAAAAGAAAAAAAAAGAAAUUUAAGAUAAUUUAAGUCACACCCACAGAACGACAUUCCGGUAAAUUAUAAGUAUUCUAUUCAAAAUUUCUCUAAACUUAAAUGCAUGGUGUAAACCUCUUUAAUCGUUGUCAUAAAGCCAUGAAAGACGAUGAACUACAGCAAAAACGCCUUAAAUGAUCGUGGGGUUAGAAUGUUCUUACUUUGGUUCCUCUUUGUAAUUUCUUGUACAUUUUUCUGCCUGAAUACUAUUUAUAAUUAGCCAUACUUAGGUCACUCCAUAAUUUGACAGUGGACAUCCUCCCUGUUUCAGG
This is a messenger RNA of Orbicella faveolata, 818 nucleotides long. RefSeq names its product acid-sensing ion channel 2-like. Gene Ontology annotation, molecular function: ligand-gated sodium channel activity. The record is from RefSeq and is a predicted model, not a curated record. Lineage: Eukaryota; Metazoa; Cnidaria; Anthozoa; Scleractinia; Merulinidae. Gene Ontology annotation, biological process: sodium ion transmembrane transport. Gene Ontology annotation, cellular component: plasma membrane.